Molecule: messenger RNA, 1252 nt
Organism: Momordica charantia (bitter melon)
Lineage: Eukaryota; Viridiplantae; Streptophyta; Magnoliopsida; Cucurbitales; Cucurbitaceae
Molecular function (GO): methyltransferase activity
Source: RefSeq, a predicted model, not a curated record
GUUCUUCUUCUUUCACUUCUUCCAAAACUUGCGAGGGGUCACCGGCGAGUCGAUUACCUCCAAUGGCAUUGUGCGGACCGAGUUACCGGAUCGCUUUAACCUCCGGCAAUGGUCACCGGAGAAUCGGACGGCUAAGAAGCAGCAAGAGGGGCUUGAUAGAAUUUCAGAGAUCGGCGAGGUCUGAAAUGGCGGUGUUCGAAGAGGGAAAAUUGGAGCGUCCAAAUUGGUCCGGAGAGACAUCUCUGUCGCGGCUUGUGGGCGCUCUAAUUUCCUUCAAACCCCUCUUUUCCCUUCUUAAGCUCGGUGCCAGACGAGUCUUGAUCAGUACAGCGGAGAAGAAGAACAUUCCAUGGCGAAAAAUGACUUCUGAGAUUUUGGACUCUGACGUUUACAAGGAGCUCGACAGCGUUCAAGAUCUCUCAAUUGUUUACCCCGACUAUUACCUGAAGCCUUUCCAUGCAUACGAUGAGGGUCAUCUUUCAUGGCUUGCUGCAGCAGAAGCAGAGCCCGCAACCAUGUCAAUGAUUAUGCGAGCAGUACCCGAUGCCUCUUCAGUAGAUGAAGCAAAGGAAAUAGUGUUUGGAAAUUGGCUUCGUACGAUUGAAGAGCAUCAUCUACAAUAUUCAGAAAAUCCUAUUCUAGACAUUCUUGAUAUUGGUUGUUCGGUAGGUUUAAGUACAAGGCAACUAGCUGACAAGUUUCCCCUAGCCAAAGUGACCGGGCUUGAUUUGUCUCCUUACUUCCUUGCGGUGGCUCAAUACAUGGACAAGAAAAGCGCUCCAAGAAAGAAUUCGAUAAGAUGGUUACAUGGAAAUGCAGAAAAUAGUAGCUUGCCUUCAAGAUCAUUCGACCUAGUUUCCAUUGCUUUUAUGUUCCAUGAAUGUCCCCAAGUAGCAAUAGUCAGUAUUCUCAAGGAAUCAUUUCGGCUUCUUCGACCCGGUGGCGAAUUUGUAGUUACUGACCAAGCGCCCAAAUCAAAGGCGGUUCAGGAAUUGUCUCCGGUGUUGUUUACAUUACUAAAAAGCACAGAGCCUUAUCUAGAUGAGUAUCACCUCACUGAUUUGGAAGGAAGAAUGAGAGAGAUUGGAUUUGUGAAUGUGAGAUCAAAACUCACAGACCCAAGACAUGUUACAGUGACAGCAACCGUUCCACUUUAAUGCUUGCUACCAUCUACAUGUUGAAACUUCAUUGCUACAUUACAAAUUCAAUGCUACUUAAAAAGACAAUUUUAUACAACACAAGAAAUUUGAUA